This is a messenger RNA of Caenorhabditis briggsae, 2304 nucleotides long. It is a transcript of the gene Cbr-sre-45, whose product is annotated as Protein CBR-SRE-45. The transcript has 7 exons. Gene Ontology annotation, cellular component: membrane. Gene Ontology annotation, molecular function: protein tyrosine phosphatase activity. Gene Ontology annotation, biological process: protein dephosphorylation; sensory perception of chemical stimulus. The coding region runs from base 1 to 2304 and encodes 767 amino acids. The record is from RefSeq and is a predicted model, not a curated record. NCBI's taxonomy places the organism in Eukaryota, Metazoa, Nematoda, Chromadorea, Rhabditida, Rhabditidae.
AUGAUAUUCCUGAUUGGAAAUAACACUUUCAAUUAUUCGAUUUGCUAUCCUGUUUUCAUGAUUGGAGACAAAAGAGCCAUUCAAUUUCCCUAUGCAAUUUUAAUAUUUUUCGAGCUAAUUCUCACUAUAAUUUCUUUUUAUUUUGUACUCAAAUGUGUGUAUGUUGCUGCAAGAAUUCGAACUUUUCAUCGGAAUUUAACUGCUUUAUUGAUCAUUUAUAGUUUACAAUGGUUUGAAGGUUUGGCAUCCAACAUUAUGAUUAAGCCCUAUGAAGUUGGUUAUUGGCCUUUGUUGGAAUACACAGAACCAAUCAAACAAUGGUGGACAGAUGAUCAAUCCAAAAUGACACGAGUCUCAAAUAUGGUUGAAUCACCUUACUUUUUUCUCGGCGGAUUAAUCAAGUGGCACUAUAUUUUAUCACUUAUCACAACACUUUUGUUUGUAGCAAUCGAAAGAUGUUUCGCUUGUUAUUUUUUGAAUGAUUAUGAGAAAAAAUCGAGAAAUGGACUGUUUUUUGUUUUGGUAUUCAGUCAAUUCAGUCUCAAUAUUGGAACUGCAUUUGCAUUUUUCUUUAAUAUUUCUCAUUUUGCUGUCGGAUUGGCAUACAUUUUAUCAUCUAAUGUAAUUGCAAUGGGGAUCUUUUCCUAUGUGAAAAACGUAAAUCAACAAGUGACAAAAGCAAUUGAAGACUUUUCGAAUCCCUCCAUUUACUGCCUUCCAGCUAGAUUUCAAGCCAGAGAAAACGUUCGAUGCUUUCAAAUGAUAACCAGAGUUAUCAUAUCAGCUCUAUGCCUUAUUUUCACUGCGUGUUUUGUUAAUCUGAUACUGUAUCUUGAACUCCUUCCCAGAUUAGAUCCCUUAUUGAAUUUGAUUUUCGAGUGUGCUAUCAAUUUGAAUCCCGUUAUCAUCUGUCCUACAUUAAUUGGAUCAGUGGAUGCCUGGAGAAAGUUCACAUUAUCUAGCGGCUGUUGUAAGAAGGUGAAAAUGAAGGUUCGGAGAAGAAGAAAAACGAAAGUGAGCUCAACGGAUGGAGGACUGAGAAUUGAUAAGACAAAGGAGACAAAUGCAUAUUUUGAUCAAAUCCCCGAGGACGGUUUUGAUGAGGCAGAAACAAAGAAGAACUUGGUGAUGGCCAGAACACGCAAAGCUCAACCGGAACCCAAGGAACCACUAGCUAGGACUCCAUUGAGAAAAGCAUCCAAAAAGAAGAAGAAUGCAGUGGUGGUGGCUCCGAGUCCAGUUGCCAGGAGUCCAGCUGCAUUCUCACCAGUUGCCAAAAAGAUUCAGGAGGAAAAAGUGAACGAGGUGUUGAAACAUCUGAAGUCACCUGUGCCACGUCCAGAAGAAAACAAACCGAAGGAUAAGAAGGGAAAGAAGACCAUCACAGAGACAGAGGAAGAUGAAUUGACUGCUGAUCGGAUGAGUCAUAAGUUUAUUGAACAUAUUGGAUUCAUUGAAACUGGGCCAUCUCUCAACACCUACUACUUGACCCAUCUGCUCAACAUGGCUCAGUCCAUUGAAACGCACGACGCCUUCACUCGGAACACUUUCAAGAAUCGGAAUCCUGACGUCUUCUGUAUUGAUAAGACACGUGUGAAGCUCAUGGAUCCGAAUAUUGAGUACUACAUCCACGCCAACCACAUCAAAUUCGAUAGACUCACCAGAACCUACAUUGCCACUCAACAUCCUUUGCCUGGGACUUUGAAUGAUUUUUGGGCGAUGAUAGCAGAUCAAAAAGUGGAAUUCAUAGUAUCCCUAACCAAUUCCAAAACUGCAAGCUUCCCAAUUUAUUAUCCAAACAAACCAUCCACAUUUCGAAACUUUGGACAAUUCUUCGUCUACUGUAAUUCUGUGAUUCCACCGAAAAUGAAAUACAGAUUCACCGAAUACAAAUUCGAUUUUGUUGCACAAUCAGAAAAAGAGGAAAAGCGCACAAUUCGUCUUUAUCAUUAUCCGCAUUGGGUUAAAAAUACAGUACCAGCAAGUACGAAAGUGGUUUUGGAAAUUGUUAAGAAAUUGAGAAAGAAGAAAUCCAAUUCGCCAGUUGUGGUUCAGUGUGAGACAGGAGUCAAUCAAUCGGCUGAAGUGAUCUACGUGGAUGCAGUGUGCAGUAUGUUGGAUAGUGGAGUUGAAGCUAAUUACCACUUCUUAUCAAUACCUGAUCCUCUUAUCUGUCAAAUGGCGUCGAUUAUGUUCUCCAUUUCAAAAGACUUCCAAUACAACAUGUCCGAGGAGCCAAUUGAUGAGAAGCAUCCUUUGAAGAGUCCCCCUAUGAGAGAUUUGUGCGAGAAAGAUGCAAAGUGA